Zygotorulaspora mrakii is the source of this 417-nucleotide messenger RNA. RefSeq lists its product as uncharacterized. The transcript has a single exon. The coding region runs from base 1 to 417 and encodes 138 amino acids. The record is from RefSeq and is a predicted model, not a curated record. Gene Ontology annotation, cellular component: ribonuclease H2 complex. Lineage: Eukaryota; Fungi; Ascomycota; Saccharomycetes; Saccharomycetales; Saccharomycetaceae. Gene Ontology annotation, biological process: RNA catabolic process.
AUGACCGAGUAUACAGCACACUUCAUACCCUGCAAAGUCAGAUACAAUGGAGCUACCGAAGAAUUUGUCGACAAUUUUCACUGCGACAACGAGGACGAUUUAACGCUGAAAAGGAAAGAAGACGACUCGCUAAACGGUGAAAAGCUCUGCGUGAGACAUAUCAGAGGCAGGAAAAUUGUGGGCAAGAAGUUUCUUGGUUCAGAUGGCUACCAAACCUUUCUGGUCAAGACCGGAACGCGUGAAGGUGAGGACGGCGAGACCGGGCAAAUCUCUCUUGAUACAACGUCAAAGAUAGAACCCAUAGCCAAGAUCUCAUCAAUGAUCAAUUACGAACGUGAUGGCAACGAAGAGCGACUACUAGAAGAGCUGGAGAAGUUCCAGCAGUUCCUUGACGUGUCAGAUGUAAUUCAUUCAUGA